GGGGGGUCAUUAAGCUUGAAAGGUGUCCACCUCCGCUCCAAUACAUUCCCUGUCAAAAUAAUAAGGAUUUUUCUCAUGGGAUGGUCUACAUUUUCAUUUCGAUUUUUCGAGUCUCGAUGGCUCCUAGAGGAAAUUGCAUCUGAACUAAUGUGCAAGUAUGAGCAGAGUAAAAAAGUGGUCCCUAUCCCAUUCAGACGGCUGGUGGAACACGGACAAAUGUCGUCUUCUCAAAUUCGACGCAAAUGGGACAUACGUUAAACACAAGGUCAAAGGCGGAGUUGCGGCCGUUGAGGAAUUCUGGAACAAUCGAGUUUUACAAGCUAAUGAUGGGAUCGAAUUCGGUUUGGGAGGCAUGCAAUGGGAAUUGGUUGGAUCGCUCUUUUUGGGUUGGCUCAUUGUCUACCUGAUCAUUCGACGAGGGCUACAUCAAAGUGGUUACAUCAUCUGGUUCACGGCCUUAUUCCCCUAUGUGGUCAUGUUAACCCUCUUGGCCAAGGCCUUAACGCUGGAGGGAGCCAUCGAAGGACUCAAGGCUUACGUUCAUGUGGACUGGUCAUACAUGCGAAAUGGAUCGACUUGGAUUGACGCCGCAACUCAGAUUUUCUUUGCUUACAGUGUGGGCACCGGAGCCCUCUCAGCCUUGGGAUCCUACAAUAAAUUUAAUCACAACUGUUUCAGAGAUGCUCUCAUCACAUGCGUCAUCAACACUUGCACUUGCCUCACGGCUGGAGUCUUGGUGUUCUCCAUUUUGGGCUACAUGGCCGUACUCCAAGAGACCACUGUGGCUAAGGUGGCUCGAUCUGGACCAGGAUUAGUGUUCAUCACUUACCCUGAGCUCGUUCUCAGUCUUCCCGUGUCCUUCUUUUGGGCAGUAAUCUUCUUUGCCAUGCUUCUGGUCUUGGGCAUUGACACCGAGUUUUGUAGCGUGGAAUCUCUCAUCACUGGCAUUGUAGAUAACUGGUCGGAAAAAUUGUUGCCUUAUCGAAAGCAAGUAGCCGUUGGUGUUUGCCUGGUACUGUAUCUGUUGGGACUGCCGAUGGUUACUCAGGGUGGUAUUUACAUCUUUCAAUUGAUGGACUUCUAUUCAGCUUCUGGAAUGUCACUUCUUUGGAUUUGCUUUUUUGAAACGAUUGCGGUCUCGUGGUUUUAUGGAGCUGACAAGUUCUCUGAUAACAUCAAACAAAUGACCGGAAUGAAGCCCUUCUUUUUCUGGUACCUCUGCUGGAAGUACUUUGCGCCGUUACUUAUGUCGGGAGUCUUUAUUUACUACAUCGUCUCAUAUCAACCAGUGACUUAUGGAACUUACGAGUUUCCUCUAUGGGCCGAGAUUCUAGGCCUGUUCAUCUCAUUUUCUUCCAUGAUUUGGGUGCCUGCUUAUGCCAUCUACUACUUGAUUUCGCAACCUGGAACCCUUAAAGAGAAUUGGAUCAAAGGAACAACUGCCAAUAUCGAGAUGCGAAGUGACGCUUUAACAAUUUUAGCUGAAAGGAAGAGACAGGAGAACGACAUUUCACGAAAUCAGUCCGACGUUCCAUUCUUGAACAAAACCGAAAGUCAAACUGAUUGUCAUAAUUAAAUAUCAACCAAAUUAAGAUGAAUACAUUAUUGCCACUUGUAGUGGAUAACUCAUUGCUCAUUACUACUAUGAUCUUAACCUGUGCACAAAUAAGGUAUUACAUUGUAAGAAUUGACCUAAUGAAACCCUAAUUUUUGUUGACGAUGUAUUUGGUCCCCGAAUGAACCACAGCCGAGUACCAAAGCUCUUGUGAAAUAUCAGUAACCCACAAUGGAGAAUGAUAAGUAUGUCAUUUAAUUCCUAUUCCAUACUUGCGGUACAUCUUACGAAUAAACAUGUGUGUACGUCA
Molecule: messenger RNA, 1865 nt
Organism: Tigriopus californicus
Lineage: Eukaryota; Metazoa; Arthropoda; Copepoda; Harpacticoida; Harpacticidae
Product: sodium- and chloride-dependent GABA transporter 1-like
Biological process (GO): sodium ion transmembrane transport
Cellular component (GO): membrane
Source: RefSeq, a predicted model, not a curated record